Molecule: messenger RNA, 537 nt
Organism: Sphaerodactylus townsendi
Lineage: Eukaryota; Metazoa; Chordata; Lepidosauria; Squamata; Sphaerodactylidae
Product: centromere-associated protein E-like
Exons: 5
Coding region: 61-537 (158 amino acids)
Source: RefSeq, a predicted model, not a curated record
AGCCUCUCUACAAAAACCAUACCUCUUUAGAAACGUGAGCCGGUCCCAUUCUAGAUAGUCAUGGAGAAUAAAUCUUCAAGUGCAGAAUUUGAAUACAUCAAGAGCCUCCAACGGCAAGUUUACUUUCUUGAGCUGGAAGCCAAUUUUCUUCAUGAACAAACUAAAAAAGCUGCCAGUCUUCAUCCCCAGGUUACAUCUGAAAUGGAGCACAGGCUGCAGAAGCUACGGGAAUUGCAGUCUCAGUCUGAUGGCCUCCAACUGGAAUUAAAGAGAAAGGAAAGUCAUUUGAACAUGCAGCGUUUAGAAAGAGAACGACUUAGUAGCCAGAUCCAUGUGACAGAUGAGCAUUAUUCAAAAGAGAAGCAGACUUUGCUUGAAGAAAUCAUGCAACUGAAGAGACAGAAGGCACGAAAAGACCAGCACAUUUCUUCAAAGGAAAUGGAGAUACUGCAUGUUAAGCAAGAACUGGAACAGCAAAAAAUGAACCUGAGUAACAGUGAAAAGGCUAUCCUUGUAUUACAGGCCAAGGUAUCUUGA